GGCUUUCUUAAUGUGCAUGAAACCAAGUGAAACACAACAUGAUUCGGCUCUAAGUGUUGGUUCCACAGAUGUUUAAAACUAUCGCUGAAUCUAAUUCGAAGAUACACAACUGUGGACCAUAGCAGACUGAGAUUCCACACUCUUCUGGAGGAACUAAUCAACCACAUUUCUUGCUGAAAGUUGAUGUACAAACUGAUUUGACUGGAGGAAAACAAACAGUCUAAAUAUGAAAAAGGCUCUGGGUCUAGGUUUUCUGUGUUUGCUGCUCUGGUCAGAGUCUGCGGAGGCUCAGUUUCCACGUGCUUGCUGCACAGUCCAGGGGAUCCUGUCCAAGCAGUGCUGCCCACCUCUUGGCCCAGAUCCUGCCAACGUGUGCGGCGUUUUGUCGGGGAGAGGAAGCUGUGUGACUGUUCAAGUCGAUGAGAAACCCUGGGGAGGACCAUACAGUCUGAGGAAUGUGGAUGACAGAGAGAGGUGGCCGAGCAAAUUCUUCAAUCAGACUUGCAGAUGUAACGGUAACUUUUCAGGGUUUGACUGCGGUCAGUGUAAAUUUGGCUGGAUAGGACCUAACUGCGACCAGAGGAAAACCCCUGUGGUGCGCAGGAAUAUCCACGACCUGACCCCCGAGGAGCUCCAGGAGUUCCUAGAUGUUUUGGACCUAGCUAAGACCAGCAUCCAUCCAGACUACGUUAUUGCCACCGAGCAUUGGCUGGGACUCUUGGGACCAAAUGGAAACGAACCCCAAGUGGCAAACAUCUCUGUUUAUGACUUCUUUGUUUGGCAGCACUACUACUCCGUCCGUGACACUCUUCUGGGUCCCGGUCGUCCAUUCAAAGCAAUUGAUUUCUCACAUAAAGGACCAGCAUUCAUCACCUGGCAUAGGUAUCACCUCCUCACCUUGGAAAGAGAGCUGCAGAGAUUGAGUGGCAAUCCAAACUUUGCCAUCCCUUACUGGAACUUUGCCACUGGGCAGAGUGAUUGUGAUGUGUGUACUGACUCCAUGUUCGGGGGAAGAGACCCAGAAAACCCUUCCCUCAUCAGCAGUCAGUCCAGAUUCUCAAGAUGGGGGGUGAUAUGUAACAGUUUGGAUGACUACAAUCGCCUGGUUACCCUUUGUAAUGGCACUAAUGAGGGUUUCAUCCAGAGAGGAAUGAUGGAGAGCGCUAACAUGUCUCUGCCCACCAUGACUGACGUCAGAAGCUGUCUUGGAAUCAGGGACUUUGACAGCCCUCCAUACUACACCAACUCCUCCUCCAGUUUUAGAAAUGCUCUUGAAGGCUACGAAAAACCUGAUGGACAAUUGGAUGAUUCAGUCACUAACCUUCACAACCUGGUCCAUGAUGUUCUCAAUGGAACCAGCUCCAUGUCUCACUCUGCAGCCAAUGACCCCAUCUUUGUGGUGCUCCAUGCCUUCACUGAUGCCAUUUUUGACGAGUGGAUGAAAAGGUUUGCUCCCUCCAACGCCACCUUCCCCGAUGAGAUGGCCCCAAUUGGUCACAACAGAGACUACAAUAUGGUUCCGUUCUUUCCUGCAAUCACUAACCAGGACAUAUACAUUCCAUCUGAACAGCUUGGAUAUUCCUACGCUGUUGUCCUGGAUGAGACAGAUGGAGGGCCAAGUGUGUUCGUGCUAGGCUCCACUCUGGGGGGAAUCUUCAUCGGUCUCCUGGUGCUUCUCCUUAUCUUUGUGCUCUGGCUGCGUCAGCGGAGAAACAGAGGCUUUGAGCCUCUGAUAAAAGCAGACUUCAGCACAAGGAAGUACACAGAGGAAGCGUAGAGGACCACCCGUUGUUCCGAAGCAGUCUUCAGUCUUUAUACAUACCUAAGAGAGAUGGAGCAGCUGAUCGUCUUUAUGCUAUGUGGGCAAGAUGAAAAACAUAAUCCUGUAAACAAAGAGAAAUGUAACUUUCUAGAAUUUUAAAUCCAUCGAGGAAACAAUGUGAAUCAAGUAGCAUCCACUUUAAAAUUAUAAUAGAAACUGAAUACAGGUUUCAAGUGGGACCAAUCGAAAUUAAUGUAUACUUUAACUGGUUUGGUGACUUUCUCUUUACAGAAUCACAAAUACAAAUCUAUUGGAAUGUUUUUAAUAAAUAUUUAUUGUCAAGAACAGUAACAAAACACAAAUGCAAUAGUCUUCAUUGCACUGAAAAACAAUAAGGCAUAUUUUCUUGACUAGUUCCUCCGCCCUCCUGGUUUGAACUGAGAUUCAAACUUCAAACUGACUUUACCUCAUUAGGAUUUGACUUCAUAGAGCAAAGCAUUGAUUGUAAAAAAAUGUUGUCUUACAGCCUUUCCUGCUACUUCUAUUUUUCAGAUAAUUUGUCUGACCAGACAUCCAUUUUCAAUAUUUUAUUGCAAAAAUAUUACAUGUAAAGUUCAAUGAUACAAAACAUAAAAAGGGCAUCCUGUAAGAUCAUUAUUCAUAAUAAAGAAUCCUUUUAAAUGA
Labrus mixtus (cuckoo wrasse) is the source of this 2446-nucleotide messenger RNA. RefSeq names its product dopachrome tautomerase (gene dct). Lineage: Eukaryota; Metazoa; Chordata; Actinopteri; Labriformes; Labridae. The transcript is spliced from 8 exons. Gene Ontology annotation, biological process: melanin biosynthetic process from tyrosine; positive regulation of neuroblast proliferation; developmental pigmentation. Gene Ontology annotation, molecular function: oxidoreductase activity; dopachrome isomerase activity. The record is from RefSeq and is a predicted model, not a curated record. Gene Ontology annotation, cellular component: melanosome. The coding region runs from base 227 to 1777 and encodes 516 amino acids.